This is a messenger RNA of Linepithema humile (Argentine ant), 3440 nucleotides long. RefSeq names its product transforming acidic coiled-coil protein (gene tacc). NCBI's taxonomy places the organism in Eukaryota, Metazoa, Arthropoda, Insecta, Hymenoptera, Formicidae. Gene Ontology annotation, cellular component: cytoplasm. Gene Ontology annotation, biological process: cerebral cortex development; cell population proliferation; mitotic spindle organization. The record is from RefSeq and is a predicted model, not a curated record.
UCUCGCAGCCGUUAGUCAAACCGAUCGCAAAACGAAUUCGCUCGCAGACUCGAUCGCUUGGUGCGAACGUUGGUGCGGAAGUUGAAGUGCCUUACGUGCGGUAGGAGUCCGCCUCGGUCUAGACAUUUGCGGAUUCCGACAUCAAUGUUGGUGCAUAUCGAGUGACGGAAGUGUGAGUGUAAACACGUUGCCUCUGCACGAAAACUCCCUUUGUCCUCCCAACAGUCGUGAGAAGUGCAAGAGUGAGUGAGAUCUUUCGAGUGUUCUUCAAGACCGAUAAGAAUUUUCGAAGUAGUGGAACAAGCCCGAGAAUGUCGAGCCCAAGAGGCAUUGGAGUGUCUCGUGAGGGCACAAGAGUCAUACUGAAAGAGAUAACUGCGACUCUUCACAAUUCACCAAUGAUAUAUCCUUCGCAAGAAAAGAGCGGCAACGACAACCUUACGCCGAAGACUGCGGAGCAUGAGGUCAAGGUUCGCUUCGCUCGCGAGUUCGCCGACGCGGGAUUAGUCGCGGAGAAUCUCUGCUCGGCACGGGAGAGCCUCUCGUCGGCCAGCAGCUUCCACAGCAUUAGCAGCACCCUCAGCACGAAGAGCAGCAGCGGCAUCUGUCCGGAUUCGACGUCCGACAAUUCGGAUGACAUCGCGAACACGUCUUACGUGAACCGCAAUAUAUCUGGCGUAGAAGACUUGAUUCUCGCGUGUGCCGACAUUCAUCUGGGAAGCGACUGCGACACUCAGAAUCUCAGCCAGGAUCAGACCUUCGCAUCGGCCACAGACGGGACGUCCUUUCACGCGAGCGACUGCUCUCUCAACGAGGAUGCGCUGGACAGCGUCGGUAAUGAGACGCGUGUGAUCGAGAAUUCUCAAUUGAAGGAGGCCUGCGUUUCAUUGGAUCAAACGCAUACUUUCGAAUCGUUUAUCGACGCCACUCUCGUUCAAGAUUCGGAAUCUGUGACUCCUCCCGCGAAAGCGGGUGCGCCGCAGAUUGAGGAAUCGAUCAAAAAACAUAUUCCACCAGAGGAAAGUGACAACACAGUGAACGAGUUUGAAACUGCAUGCAAUAUCACAUGUAGCAUCGCAGAGGAUUCACUGCCAGCGAGUGAUGCCGAUAACAAUCAGCUGAAUGUGACGGCUACCAUUUCGCCUGACAGUUUGAUCUCCAAUGUGGUCACGCGAGUCCUGAACGAGGAACGCGCGGUAGAAGAUAGUUGCAGUGCCGAAACGCCACCUGUAGAAAAUUCGGAAUUGUGUCCUAUUGAGGUUUCCGUUCCGUCCGCAUUUUCUCCAGUGCAACAUACUGAUUUGCCGUCACCCACCGUCUCCAGUAUAUUAUUAGAAGAUAGUAAAGCGAAAGAGAGUAGCGAGCACAAUUUAUCCGAACCGGCGCAAGAGGACGCAUCAUCGACGGCGUUAUCAUCAUCCAACGAUAUCGAUCAACAAUCGUCCGUAUUAUCGCAAGCAACUGUAAAUAGCUCUGUCGUUGAAGCGGAAUCGAAAGAAAUUAUUAUCAGAAAAGAUUCGCCGCAGCCAUACGAUUGCAUUGGUUCGGACAGCAAAGAAGAUAAUACUCAAUUGUUGAACACAACCAGUAUUGUAGAGCCGAAAGUAUUGGAAGUUCGAGAAAACGUACAAACGAGUGUCGACAGAAAAGAUUCAGAAAUAAGAUAUAACGUAUUGAACGAAACGCAGAAUAUCGUGCACGGUUCUUUAUCUGAGAAAGAAAACGCCAUAUGCAACGAGACGCGUGUUGUAGAACGUAAUCUGCCAGAAAGUGUAAAAGAAAAUCUCGUCGAAAGUGCAACUCCGUUGAAUGCGAUUAAAGAGAACGCGCUUAUCGAAGAAGAGCUCGAUCGUACGCUUACGUUGCAAGAGUUGGAUAUAAAUUUCGCAUUAGAUGAAGAACAAUAUGAGGAUUUUAAGCCUCAACGACAGAGUACGACAUUGUCGUUGAUCAACAAAGAGGCGGACUUUGAAGAACUUAAAUCCACCGCGCAACAACUUACUAAUGAACUACUUAAUCCUAAACUGGAGCUCGCAGACGAAACAGAAACAGAAAAGACAGAAGAGUUUGUCAGCGCAACGGCUGAGAUUUUCCAGGAUCCUUCGAUCUUUGAUUUUUUAUUAGCACGAAGUGACUCUAAUCGUAUAAAUCGCCUUAGAGCGGAAUCUUUGUACAUUAAAUUUGACCCAUUGGUAUCGAAUAUCAACAUGUUGCCUCAAGGAAAUGCCCAGUCAGUGAAUGAAGAGCAGAACGGCAAGAGUGAAUCGCCAGUUCCCAACGUAGAUACACCAAAACGUAAUCCUGCCUUAGCGGCUAUAGACAGGCUGCUCUUUUAUAGCCCUCUUCCUAGUGGAACGGACAAAAUAGAAGAAGCUCAAGAGAAAAAUGAGCAACCAGUAGAAGAGCCUAAAUCCGACGCACCACUUAUCGCCGAUCACGUAGAUAUGAGUAAAGAGCUUGAACUCGUAAGAACUACGGUACUACAAUUAGAAGAUGAAUUAGAGAAACAGAAGAAAGAGCACAAAGCAGAACUGGAAAAACAGAAAGAAAAAAUUAAUAAACUGCAGACACAAAUAGCGCAAGAAGUGAAAACCAAAAGCCAGAUGACGGUUGUUGUGGAAGAAUACGAAAAGUCGAUUAGCAGAUUACUUACGGAGCGAGAAAAGGAUCGUACAAACUUCGAACAAGAGAAAGCAAAGUUGCAAGAGGAACUGCAAGCCGCGAAUCACCAUUUGACUAAUACAGAAGCGGCAUUUAAUGAUGUGCACCAAAAAUACGAGAGGCUCAAAGGAGUUGUGUCGGCAUACAAAAAUAAUGAAACUGUACUAAAAGAAAGUAUUCAAGAAAAUGUAGAUACUAUAAAGACGUUGGAAACACGAUACGACCAACUCAAGGAGCACGCAAUGACUCAACUAGAAAAAGCCAAUCUGGAGUUGGAUGGGAUACGAAAGCAAAACGAGGCAGAAACCGUGAAAUUACAUGCGAUGAUAAGGAAAGCUGAACUCAAGAGUAAUUCGCUGGCCGAGCUCGUGGAGCAAAAGACUAAGGAAAAUAAGGAACUCACGAAAAUCCUAGACGAGGUUAUUGCCAGGGUCGCCCCCGGAAAUUCGGAAUGAGAAUAAGAAUGAAGUAUCGCGAUUUUUGGCGCGAUUAGUCUUUAUUUUUUUACACAUCCCUCAUCUUCGUUUUAAAUACAGACAUGUGUUAUAACUUUUUAAAACGCAAUUUGUAAUGACCUUAUGAGUUACCACAUAUACAUAUACACAUAUUAGAGAAACAGAAGAAAGAGCACAGAGCAGAAAGCAAAGUUGCAAGAAGAAUUGAAAAAGCAGGAAGCAGCUUUUCGAAAUCCAUUAAUAUCGAAUAUCAACAUUGCCUCAAGGAAAUGCCUGGUUAGUGAAUGAAGAACAGAAUGCCAAGAAUGAGUCGCUAGUUCUCGA